AUGUUUUCAUCAAUGGAUUCAAACAUUAGCAUUUAUCUCACUUGUAUAUUUUCUCUCUUGGUUGCAAUAGUCUGUGUGAUAAUUUUUGCGAAGAAGAAAAAUAAUGAGAAGGAAAGCAAGAAGAAACUUCCACCGGGCAAUAUGGGGCUUCCAUGGAUAGGUGAAACAAUGGAGUUUUACAAAGCACAACGAACAAACAAAUUAUUCGAGGAGUUUGUUCAACCCCGGAUUCAAAAGUAUGGGAAAAUCUUCAAAACAAGGCUUAUGGGAUUGCCGACAGUUGGAGUAAAUGGACCAGACACUAGUCGGUUCUUCCUAUCGAACGAGUUCAAGUUGGUGAUAAGCUCCUGGCCUUUGUCAUCAGUUCAAUUGAUGGGAAAGGAUUCAAUCAUGGAAAAACAAGGGGAACAACACCGGUGCCUUCGCGGGAUCAUAGUCUCAAGCCUUAGUUGUGCAGGGCUUGAGGCCAUGGUGCCCAAGAAAUGUGACUCGGUUGAGUCACAAUUGAAUAAAUUUUGGAAAAACAAACAGCAAAUUAGUUUAUACCAUAUGACUAAGAUUUUGACGUUUACAAUUGUGUUUGAGUGCUUGCUAGGGAUCAAUGCGGAGCCACAAAUGUUGGGGAUAUUUGAGAGAGUGUUGGAAGGUGUUUUUCUCCUUAUUAGGGUUCCUGGUUCGAAGUUUUCUAGGGCCAAGAAAGCGAGAGAGGAGAUCGAAAGGGUGUUGAUCGAUGUAGUGAGGGAGAAGAAGAGGGAGAUGGAAGGAGGAGGAGGAGGAGGAGCGAGAGAAGAGACGUUAUUUUCUCGGAUGGUGGCCGGGAUGAUGAAAGAGAAGAUUAGGGAGGAAGAGGUGGUUGACAAUAUGGUGUUGCUUGUUUUUGCGGCUCAUGACACUACCUCUUUUCCCAUUGCCAUGACGUUUAGGAUGCUGGCUCGCCACCCAAAUUGCUUCUCUCUUCUCCUUCAAGAACAUGAAGAUAUAUUAAGCAACAAAAGAGCAGGUGAGUAUCUGACAGUGGAAGACACAAAGAAGAUCAAGUAUACCUGGCAAGUAGUUCGAGAGAGCAUGCGUCUGUUCCCUCCCAUAUUUGGUUCAUUCAGAAAAGCCAUCGCUGACAUUGAAUAUGAAGGAUUUAUCAUCCCUAAAGGAUGGAAGGUUCUGUGGACUACUUAUGCUACACACUACAAUGCGGACUACUUCCCAGACCACAUGGCUUUCGAUCCAAGUCGCUUUGAGGAACCGAUACAGCCCUACAUUUUUCUACCAUUUGGCGGAGGGCCAAGAAUAUGCGCAGGGCACCAAUUGGCUAAGUUAAACAUCCUCAUCUUCGUUCAUUUCGUUGUAACCCGUUACAAUUGGUCACUCCAAUAUCCGGACGAACCAAUCACCACGGACCCCCUUCCAUUUCCGUCCCAUGGAAUGCCCAUAAACAUUUAUCCCCAAAAGUUGUAAAGCUAGCCACAGGAGGUCGUGUAAUUUGGGGUAAUUCUGUCUCUCCUACAGAGAAUAUCAGUUGGUUCUCUUUUACAUGCAAUUAUGUGGUAGAAAUGAAUUUCUAAACUGCUACGGCAUGAAAACUCUCUGCUAUGCUAACGAUCAGUGUUCAAAUAUACUUUGUCAAGGAACUGUCAGUUACGGUGGACACAAAUCAUAUUAGCAAAUAUCAUACCACUGUAUCAAAUGUCCAAAAUUCGAUGCAUAAAUAUCGGCCGACAUUUAAAACCUUAUGAACGAUUCAAGCAACUCAGGCUACGAUUGUUAAUGUAAUCAGCAAUCAUUACAAAGAAUGACAGAAAACAAGGGUUUGAAUGGCAAUGCACAGAGACGGCAUAAAGUAAUUCUCACAAACUA
Molecule: messenger RNA, 1851 nt
Organism: Rhododendron vialii
Lineage: Eukaryota; Viridiplantae; Streptophyta; Magnoliopsida; Ericales; Ericaceae
Product: taxadiene 5-alpha hydroxylase
Biological process (GO): sterol metabolic process
Molecular function (GO): heme binding; monooxygenase activity; iron ion binding
Source: RefSeq, a predicted model, not a curated record